This is a messenger RNA of Drosophila sulfurigaster albostrigata, 931 nucleotides long. RefSeq lists its product as uncharacterized. Gene Ontology annotation, molecular function: odorant binding. The transcript has 2 exons. The record is from RefSeq and is a predicted model, not a curated record. Lineage: Eukaryota; Metazoa; Arthropoda; Insecta; Diptera; Drosophilidae. Gene Ontology annotation, biological process: sensory perception of smell. Bases 347 to 736 code for a protein of 129 amino acids.
CGGGGCCAUUUCAACCAAGUCCGUCUGUCUAGAUCGCAAAAGCUAUAAGGAUAGACAUACACACUGAAAUAAUAAAAUUUCCAUUUAUUUUUAUUAAUUCAUAAAGCAUUAAUCAAUAAAUAACUCUGAGCAGUGAAGGUUCCAAGGCUGUCAGAAUUAGGGUGUAGUUUUUUUAAUUGUCCAGUUACAACUAAAAUAUGAGAGCUUAUCGCUGAACCUUGGCUUAUUUUCAAGUUGACGAUCUUAUGUUAUGUGAAUCGGAUGAUGAGCUACAUAUAAAUAUAGGCAGUCGAGCCCGUGGCUAUUUAGUUUAACUUUUCCCGCGAUUCGAAAGAGUUUCGAUUCAAUGUUCAAGUAUUUGAUAGUUUGCCUAGCACUCUGUUCAUUGGCCGUUAGCGAACGGGUGCGAAAAAGUUUUAGUGAAGUCGAUGUGGGUGUUCGCAAAUGCUUCAAAGAGAAUUCAUUGACUGCGGAGCAAACCGCUCAGAUACUGCGUAAGGAAAUUCCCGAUGAGCCCGAGGUGCGUCAACUUCUGCUGUGCUCUUCUCUGGCGCUGGAUAUAUUCUCCAUCCCCGAGGGGUUUGAUGUCGAUCGCAUGAACAAAAUGCUCGUCACAAAUCUGAGUAAAGACGAGAAACAGCAAAUUAUCCACAAAUGCGUGGAUAGUAACGAGCAGAAGAAUCCUCCCGAUGAGUGGGUAUUCCGUGUUCACAAGUGUCUGGCGAUCUUGUUAUAGCCAAAAAGUCUGAAGCCUAAGACCCAAAUAAACUUGAAUGAAAAAUGUUAAUUUUUUGGAAGGCAGAUUUAAUAGAUUAGAGCAGACGGACCCCAUAACAUAUAUAUGUAUGUAUAUUCUGAACUAGCAUCGACAGACAAGCCAAGUUCGUCUGUCCGUCCAUAUGAACAUCUGGAUCGCAAAAGCUAUAAAGAU